Messenger RNA from Striga asiatica, 426 nucleotides. The record is from the annotation of a GenBank genome assembly. NCBI's taxonomy places the organism in Eukaryota, Viridiplantae, Streptophyta, Magnoliopsida, Lamiales, Orobanchaceae.
GAGGUUAAGCCGUAUACCUCCUUCGGGGAAUUAAUCGAGACGGCUGAAGGAGUUCGGAUAAAGGGUCUCGGCCCCGCUGCUAGCAUUCACACGCGGCUCCAGUUCACGGCUCUCGCUUGGCUCUCGAGUAUGACUUCUGCUGCGCUAAUCCCGGCUGCUGCUCAUGGAAAAUCGCACGGAGGAACCGGCGUGGCUCGUCGGUGGAAGGUCACCGGCGAAGUACUUCUCUCCACGAAAAGGGCUGACGAACGAUCGGGGCCUGCUACUGGCUGGUUAGGAUGUCUGCUCAAAAUUCAUGCAACAAUCAGUGCUAAGCGAAGGUCGCCGGUGAAGGGUUGCUGCUCGCAGCACGAGUCGGCUGACAAAGGCGCUGUUAUGGUGAACCGUCGGCGAAGGAUGACGGGUCGCUGGUUUGCUCAAAUUUAA